This is a messenger RNA of Triticum aestivum (bread wheat), 906 nucleotides long. RefSeq names its product 60S ribosomal protein L13a-4. Gene Ontology annotation, cellular component: ribosome; cytosolic large ribosomal subunit. The coding region runs from base 93 to 713 and encodes 206 amino acids. NCBI's taxonomy places the organism in Eukaryota, Viridiplantae, Streptophyta, Magnoliopsida, Poales, Poaceae. The record is from RefSeq and is a predicted model, not a curated record. Gene Ontology annotation, molecular function: mRNA binding; structural constituent of ribosome. Gene Ontology annotation, biological process: translation; negative regulation of translation. The transcript has 3 exons.
CUAACGUCUUCCUGCUCCCUCCUUCGCCGCCGCCAGCCACGACCACCACCGGAGCCGGAGGAAGAGAGGAAGGGAGAAGCCAACAGGUAACGAUGGUGUCCGGCUCCGGUGUGUCCGCGCGUCGCGUGGUGGUGGAUGCGCGCCACCACAUGCUGGGUCGCCUUGCGUCGAUCGUGGCCAAGGAGCUGCUCAACGGGCAGCGCGUAGUGGUUGUCCGGUGCGAGGAGAUGUGCAUCUCCGGCGGACUGGUCCGUCAGAAGAUGAAGUACCUCCGCUUCCUCCGCAAGCGGAUGAACACCAAGCCCUCGCACGGCCCCAUCCACUUCCGCGCCCCCUCGCGCAUUUUCUGGCGCACCGUGCGCGGCAUGAUCCCGCACAAGACGCCCCGCGGCGAGGCCGCGCUCGCCAGGCUCAAGGCUUUCGAGGGCGUCCCGCCGCCUUACGAUCGCACCAAGCGUAUGGUCAUCCCCGACGCGCUCAAGGUUCUGAGGCUGCAGCCGGGGCACAGGUUCUGUCUGCUCGGCGAGCUUUCCAAGGAGGUCGGAUGGAACUACCAUGAAACUAUCAAGGAACUGGAGGAGAAGAGGAAGGAGAAGGCCAAGCUGUCGUACGACAGGAAGAAGCAACUGGCCAAGCUGCGCAUCAAGGCUGAGAAUGCUGCCGAGGAGAAGCUGGGUUCUCAGUUGGACAUCCUGGCACCAAUCAAAUACUAGUGUGCCGCGCAGUCAUGCAUCAUCUGUUUUGCUGGAUAAUGGUGGUUAUUGUUUACGUUAGUAGCCUGAGAGUGUCGUUGAGAUUUGAAACCUCUGAGUAUCUAUACUAUUCCAAUCUUUGUAGCAAAUGGAUUGUUUGGUAUUGUUGUUUUCGCCCCAUGAGAUUUCAAAGAUGUUGCUGUUUUCUCCAUCA